CAACUACCCCGUAAGUCUCAAACUACCUCGUAGGCUUGUGGAAGCUCAGAUAUUGCGCCCUUCUCCAGUCGUAGGAUCUCUUACAUCCCAAAACCGCUACGUCUACCGCUACCAUGUCUGGAAAUGCGCCCACAAAGAAGCGUCGUCGAACGGAGUUAGCAUGCACUACCUGCAGGCAGAAGAAGCACGGUUGUGACGGACUCCGGCCGAAAUGUAGCACGUGUCGCCGUAAACAUCUCGAUUGUGUAUAUACGCCCAGCUCGCACACAGAGAGAUUGUCCCAUGAUGCUCGUCUUAGCAGGCCGUCAUUAUAUAUGCCCUGGUCCUCGUCUGGGGAUUUCGACACCCGGCCAACCACUUCUUCCCCAGUUAUCCGAAGAGAAGCAUUUGGUCAGGGUCGAAACUCUUCCAAUAAUGGGGAAGCGUUAUCGUUGCAAGACGUAUCCAGGGGGUCCUCAUCGGCGGGGCCUUCUGCACAAAAUCUGCAUGCGAGGCCGCACGAACAAACGGUGAACGUCGAAGAUGAUGAUGGCUUGGUAGACGUCCUCGCGACCACCACCUUCAAUGACUCCUCUGACGCGGAUAUGGGAUAUUUCGGCCUAUCGUCGAACCAUGCUUUGUUUGGCUCCCUUUCAGACGUCUUUAUCAAGGCCUCACGGCUAUUCGGUGCUGAAGGAACCAAUAUCCAAGGUCCACCAUUGACCCUGCCUGAGCAACAGAGGGGCGAUGAUGCUCCUCCAACACACGCUGACAUGGCAAAGGCAAGCGGCCAAGAGCAUAAUCCCCAGAACAAUAACCGCUCGUACAAUCUGCCUCGGUAUCAGGAUGCAGUCCUUUUGAUAAACCAUUACUUUACGACUGUAGGGUUCGUGCUGCCAUAUGUCGAUAGGGCUACUUUGGUAUCUCAAUAUCUCAAAAUCACGAGCCAAAAUCCCCCCAACUUCCGCCGAGGAUUUUUCGCACUGAUUUCGAUCAUUUGUGCACUUUCACUCAGUUCUCUAGGGGAUGAUCAUGCGGAAAUUUAUUACCAGCGGGCGAUGGCCGUUCUAAGUCCGCGUUGUUUGAGAGGAUCAAGCCUCGAGACUGUGCAAGCGCUACUACUGAUUGUGGCCUACCAGCAAAAUAGCCAACGCUCGGUAAGCAGUUGGACUACCCAUGCCUUGGCUGUCAAGGCUGCUCUGCAGCAUGGGUUACACUCCCCCAGUGUAAGACAACGCCAGAGUAAAACCAAUGCCGAUCUCAUGCAACGUCUCUGGACCGGUAUAGUUUUCGAUGAUGGAAUUAUAGGAGCAGGCUUGGGAAGACCCGGCCUCGUGCAUCCUCACUUACUCCAAUCUUAUCAGAACGAUGGUCUACAACAACCUCUACAAUUUUCGGCAGGCCUCAUCUCUGUCGAGUCAAUGGGUGGACAGGCUUAUCUCUCUACACUAGGGUCCUCCUCAGGUAUCCUAGCUUCAAUCGUUGGGUUCAUGUACAACCAUAACGUCGAAACAUCCGAGCAGCGCUCCCUGUCAGACUUGAUACGAGGUUAUAACGAGCUUUUUCGGCGAUUACAAGACUGGCGUGAAACGGUCUCACACUUUGGCGGCCUUGUAUCCAUCACCGAACUCGGCGGCCUCAACGGCUGUUACGAGGCGCUGAGGUUACGGAUUCUUUUGUCCAUCCACUACCAUCGGCUACUUUUGAUGACAAGCUGGCCGAUAAUCAUUGCUUUUGCAAAUGUGCUCGUGGAAGGUGUUGCCGAAUCACACUCUGGCCAGUCUCUGUCGUGGGACGAGUACACACCGGUGGCCAAUACCAACUGGUUCGCCGUCAGAGAGCUUUGUGCAAUAACAAAUGCAAUCACUACAUCCGCAGAGCCUUUCCUGCAUUCAAAUGCCGCAUGGUAUACCUGCAAUUAUACAUCACUGACCGUGUGCCUCCAUCUGUUCGUUCUACUGUUGACGUCGAGGCUUGACAAGGAAAAUCAACUCGGCCUCUCAGCAGAAGAGAUCCGGGAUACAUUGGAAUCUAGCCUGAAUAACAUGAAAGUCCUGGAACGAACGAGCUUAAUGACAUACAAGGCUCGCAAGUGCUUGGUAAAGCUGCUAGAAGCAUUUGACAUUCUAGCUCAGCAGCAGAUUGUCCCACUGUUCGGAGCAGUGAACGGAGAUGUGGAUCUCUCGGAAUUUAUCCGAAAGUCUGCGGAUGAAUUCCUUUUGCAAGCCGGUCUUGAUGACUUUCUCAACACCGAUUUUGGGUCCUAUGGUGACAAUGCCUGGCUCUGAUGGUGCACAAGUGCAAGCAGCCACGUUAUUGGAAGGGUCAUCGUGUUGGGAACUCCCGCUUGAGAAGUGUCCGAUGGGGAAGUCAGUCUGUCACAACAUUUCUCUCGAUAUCACAUUGGUUUUGAGAUGGAAGAUACAGAUAGUCAUUCGCGAGGUAUGAGAAUGUCAGAAGCGUGUGCGUCCCAAGGCCAUCAGUGGCGACUCCCCAUCUCUUAAUUUCCAUGAAGACCACAUUGGCUUCCCGAGAAAUGACG
Molecule: messenger RNA, 2521 nt
Organism: Exophiala viscosa
Lineage: Eukaryota; Fungi; Ascomycota; Eurotiomycetes; Chaetothyriales; Herpotrichiellaceae
Exons: 9
Coding region: 114-2267 (717 amino acids)
Biological process (GO): positive regulation of transcription from RNA polymerase II promoter by galactose; DNA-templated transcription
Cellular component (GO): nucleus
Molecular function (GO): zinc ion binding; DNA-binding transcription factor activity, RNA polymerase II-specific; RNA polymerase II cis-regulatory region sequence-specific DNA binding
Source: RefSeq, a predicted model, not a curated record